CCAUCAUCCUUCAGUAGAAUGUCGCUGCAAGACCUCGUUGGAGGCGAGUGCGGCGCUCCGAAUCCGCUCAUGCAGCUGCUCCAGCACUUUACCGACGACAAGUCUCGAAUGCAGGAGCGGGCUUCGUCGGCGCACCAGCGCGAGUAUGGCGCAAGCUCGAGUCGCGGGCACCAGCAGCAGCACGUCCCACCGCACCAACGAGCAGCAGAGGCCAUGCUCCGCCAGCGCCAGGAAGACCUGCGACUGCUGCGCCGUGGCAUUGUGCCGCCGUCGAUGGCUGGCUUGGCUCCGGUGACGACUCAAUCGCCGCACCAGCACCAGCCGUACAUGGGAGGAGCGGUCAACCCGGACGCCUUCCAGUUUGACCAGGUCUGGGGCAGCCUCAAUGAGAUUGAGCAGGCGCAGUGGCAGGCCGAGUUCGAGUCGCACGAAGGGAUGGCUGCCGCGUUCGAGACGGCCUGGCACGUCGAGCAGCACCGUCAAAUGGACAUGCACAUGCGAAACAAGCAGCUAGAGCAAGGACACCACCACCAGCAGCAGCACAAUGUGGCUGCCGAGUCGGCAUCCCGCGCGCCAAUUCGCAAGGCUUGGGAGGAAGAAUUCUCAAAGCAGAGCGAGACGUUCGACGAGUUUGAGCGUCUCUAUGCAUCAAGUAGCGGCAGCAGCUCGAGUGCGAGUCAUCAAGCAAGACCGGCCGAUGCCGUUGGAUCGUGGCUGAAUGACUUUGACGAAGGCACAACCUACCAGGCACCCGAGGCUGCAACUUCUACUUCGGCUCAGUCAUCGUCCACCGCGGCGGCAGAUGCUGCAGAUUCAGAGCUCGCUCGGACGGCACGAUCCCUCCUGUAUGAUGUAAAUGAUCCCAAGUUGAAAAACUCGCGAUUCAUGGGCUUCCUGCGCCGAAUUGCCGGCGGAGAGCUCGAAGUCGUGGACAAUGAAGUCCGCGAGACUGGCAAAACGGCGGCGGCAGCAGCGGCGGAAGGCAGUGCUGCACAGGGCGAUUGGGCCGCCGAGUUUGGGGCUGGUGCGCAUCCAGGCAAAAGCCGUGAUGCAUGGGCCGAUGAAUUUGCUCCCGCCGCCCCAAGGGGAGACGUCGAAGCGGACUCGGGAUUUGCCGAUUGGGCCGCGGAAUUCUCUCAAAAGGCGAAAGGCAAGCAGCCAGCGGGGCGUGACUCGGCCUUCGACGAAGAAGAUACGGUGGAUCUGGAUGACCAGGACAUGGAGUGGCUCAAGUCCUUCAGCGAGUCUGACGAAUGGGCCAACCUGCAUGGCGCCGCGGGCUUUGAGGCAACCAAGAGUCAAGAGUGGGAGGAUGAAUUCUCAGUCAUGCGAGAUCGGUUGCUCAACAAGCAGACUGGCCAAGAGUACGGCGGGGAGAACGGCUUGGCCUCCGAUGCCACGCGUUCCCGAACAAACUACCAGUUUGCGUCGGACAACCCAUUUGUCAACCUCCCCAAUGCGAUGGAGGAAGGCCGCAAGCUCCUCGCCAACGGCGACCUCGCAGAGGCCAUUUUGGCGUUCGAGGCGGCUGCGCUCCGAGAUCCCGGGAGCGCCGAGGCGUGGCUCCUCAUUGGCACGAGCCAAGCAGAGAAUGAACAAGACCUGGCGGCCAUUGCAGCACUGCGCAAGUGCACCGAGCUGGAUCGGACCAACCCUGCGGCAUGGCUUGCGCUUUCUGUCUGCUACACGAACGAAUCGCUUUUUGACGACGCGUACGCGUCUCUUGAAUCGUGGAUUGACUCGAGUGACCGAUACCGCCAUCUCCUGCAAGAAGUCAAAACGGAUGACAUUGCGGAUUCGCCAGAGUCGGAAGAGGCCGUUCAGAUGUUCCUGCAAGGCGUUCGUCCCGUUUCCCCGCGCCACAAGCGUAUUUGCAACGUCCUGAUUGCAGCUGCACUCCAGGGGCCUGCAGCAGACACUGGCGCACAUCUCGAUGCCGACGUGCAGAACGGCCUUGGCGUCUUAUUCAACAUUUCUCGGGAAUACGACAAGGCCGUUGAUUGCUUCCGAGCUGCACUCGAGACGCGGCCUGAUGACUUUAACCUUUGGAAUCGGCUCGGUGCCACACUUGCAAAUAGCACGCAGAGCGAAGAGGCCGUCCAUGCCUAUUUCAGCGCCCUUCGACUUCGACCAGGGUUUAUUCGAGCCCGGUACAACUUGGGUAUUAGCUGCAUCAAUCUGAAUGCUUACAAGGAAGCCGUUGAGCACUUUUUGUCCGCCCUCGCCAUGCAAAAAACGCACUCGGCGUCGCACAGCCACAUGUCCGACAGCAUUUGGAACACGCUCCGAAUGACUGCGGUGCUGAUGGCACGAGGCGAUCUGCUCGAAGCCAUUGAGCGUCGCGAUUUGGAGGCCUUCCAAGGGCAGUUUGAUUUCUGAGAUGUCUGCAACCUCGAUCAUGAAUGGGAAUCUGUUGAAGGUGAAAGUCGAUUUUGUUCUUUUCGUUCCAUUGAUACACUUCUGCAACAUCCGACAAAUGCGCGAGGGCUGGGAAGUUCAAGUUCGACCCAGCACGCUUGCCCAAGAUGUGAUAUUUGAAAGGCUCUACGUCGGGUACAUCUAAGAGCCAUCUUUGCAAAGCACAGCUUU
This is a messenger RNA of Capsaspora owczarzaki ATCC 30864, 2589 nucleotides long. Its product is annotated as peroxisomal biogenesis factor 5. The transcript has 4 exons. Gene Ontology annotation, molecular function: protein binding. The coding region runs from base 19 to 2379 and encodes 786 amino acids. The record is from RefSeq and is a predicted model, not a curated record. Lineage: Eukaryota; Filasterea; Ministeriida; Capsasporidae. Gene Ontology annotation, cellular component: cytosol; peroxisomal membrane. Gene Ontology annotation, biological process: protein import into peroxisome matrix, docking.